Molecule: messenger RNA, 363 nt
Organism: Knipowitschia caucasica
Lineage: Eukaryota; Metazoa; Chordata; Actinopteri; Gobiiformes; Gobiidae
Source: the annotation of a GenBank genome assembly
AUGGUUCCACCUGCAGGAGGACCAGGAACUGGUUCCACCUGCAGGAGGACCCGGAGAUGGUUCCACCUGCAGGAGGACCCGGAGAUGGUUCCACCUGCAGGAGGACCAGGAACUGGUUCCACCUGCAGGAGGACCCGGAGAUGGUUCCACCUGCAGGAGGACCAGGAACUAGUUCCACCUGCAGGAGGACCCGGAGAUGGUUCCACCUGCAGGAGGACCCGGAGAUGGUUCCACCUGCAGGAGGACCCGGAGAUGGUUCCACCUGCAGGAGGACCAGGAACUAGUUCCACCUGCAGGAGGACCAGAGGCUGGAACUAUGGGAAUUGUUUCAACUCUGGUUCUAGUUUCUGCUUCUUUUGCUAA